UUCCAAAUAAAAGUUAUGAUAAUAUUUUUUUAAUUUGUGGUUCGUAAAUAAUGAAGUGAAAAUCAAAAUAUAUUAUUUAAGUGUAACGACAGACUUAUAAUAUUUGAUCAUAUAUGAAAUAAACCAAUUAUAAUGACUACCUUACGCGAACGACAAUUGAAUGCUUUAAAGCAAAUGUUGAAUCUGAAUCAACCUCUAACUAAAGCAGUUGCUAAUGAGCCUACAUGGAAGGUACUUGUGUAUGACAGGGUGGGACAGGAUAUUAUUUCCCCUUUGAUAUCUAUUAAAGAACUGAGAGAAUUAGGAGUUACACUCCAUGUCGAGUUGCACUCUGAAAGAGACCAAAUUCCUGAAGUGCCAGUUGUAUAUUUUUGUGCACCCACUGAAGAGAAUCUGGGUCGGAUUUGCCAAGAUUUAGAUAAUGGUAUCUAUGACCAGUAUCACUUAAACUUUAUUUCACCAAUAACAAGACAGAAAUUGGAAGAUCUAGCAGCAUCUGCCAUACAGUGUAAUUCAGUUAUGAGUAUACAUAAACUGUUUGAUCAGUAUUUGAAUUUUAUCUGUCUAGAAGAUGAUCUAUUUAUUAUGAAACACCAGAAAUCUGAUUCAUUAUCUUAUUAUGCUAUUAAUAAAGGUGAUACAGAAGAUACAGAAAUGGAAGCUAUCAUGGAUGAUAUAGUAGAAAGUUUAUUUUCUGUUUUCGUAACUCUCGGUACUGUACCAAUAAUUCGUAGCACUAAAGGAAAUGCUGCCGAAAUGGUUGCAAAAAAACUGGACAAAAAGCUUAGGGAAAAUCUUUGGGAUGCUAGAAAUAAUCUUUUUCAUGGAAAUGCCGGACAAGGAAGCUCUUUUAGUUUCACUAGGCCCAUGUUAAUACUGUUGGAUAGGAAUAUUGAUAUGGCAACACCCCUACAUCACACUUGGACUUACCAGGCCCUGGCUCAUGAUGUACUUGAUCUUUCACUAAACAGAGCUGUAGUACCAGAAAGCUCUGGUCCAGCUUUACCUGGACAAAAGGUGAAAACCAGAACAUGUGAUUUGGACUCCAAAGAUCCUCUAUGGUGUGAACAUAAGGGCAGUCCAUUCCCAACAGUCGCUGAAGCGAUUCAGGAGGAUCUUGAUAAAUAUAGGAAUUCAGAAGCAGAAGUGAAAAAGCUGAAAAGCUCUAUGGGUUUAGAUGCAGAUAGCGAUUUAGCUCUUAGUCUGGUCAGCGAUAACACCCAGAGGUUGACAAGCGCUGUCAACUCGUUGCCACAGCUUAUGGAGAAGAAACGGCUAAUCGAUAUGCACACUACUAUAGCUACAGCUAUACUUAAUGUAAUAAAAUCCAGACGCCUGGAUUCAUUUUUUGAAUUGGAAGAGAAAAUAAUGAGUAAAAGCAGCGCAGUGGAGAGCAAAACUGUACUAGAUCUCAUCUCUGAUGAGGAAGCUGGCACUCCAGAAGAUAAAAUGCGUCUUUUUAUCAUAUAUUAUCUGUGUACUUCGCAAUUAAAUGAUGAAGAAUAUAAAAAAUUCGAGGCCGCUCUCCAAACGGCCAAUUGUGACGUCCAAGCUAUGGCCUAUAUGAAGCGAUUGAAGAGCUUUACAAAGAUGUCGAGCCAAUAUGAAGGCGGUGGAACAAAAACAGUGUCGAUGUUUUCAAAACUUGUGUCACAAGGCUCUUCAUUUGUCAUGGAAGGGGUCAAAAACUUAGUUGUCAAGAAACAUAAACUGCCGGUAAGUCGCACAGUGGAGUCCGCGUUGAUCGGAUCGGGAGACGAUUUGACCUGGUUCGACCCUCGCACGGCGCGAACGGACGCCGCAGCCCGAGCCAGGGCGACGAGACAGCCGCCGCCGAACGACGCGGUUGUAUUCAUCGUGGGCGGUGGCAGUUACAUCGAGUAUCAUAAUCUUAUCGAUUUUGCUAAGCAACAAGCGGCAAAUGGAGUGAAUAGAAAGAUAAUUUAUGGAUCAACUACACUUCCAAACGCAUCGCAAUUUCUCAAGCAACUCUCGCAUUUGGGUCAAGAACUACAGUGAACAUUCCUUUAAUAAUAAAAUUUGUUAUAAAUUCAUUACCGUGAGUUCAACAGAACUAUGAUAUUGAGAUAUAAGAAGCCAGUUGCGCUACAACUUCCUUGGCCUCAGAUUGUAUGCGUUCCUUUGAUCAUUUUAUUUAUAAUACAAGUUUUUUUUUAAAAUUGAAUACUAGUGAAUUUAUUCUACUAAUCCAAAAUAUUAUUUUGUCGUGUAAAAACCCUAAUAAAAAUAUUGGUUAAAUCAAAACUUGUAAACUAGCAAUUACAUGAACCAAAUUUCAAAUAAGGUUCAUUUCAAUAUUGUAUUUAGUUAAAUGUGUACAUAAAAUAUAUAUGCUGUGGAUAAAUAAAAAACUAUUCAACAA
This is a messenger RNA of Pieris rapae (cabbage white), 2383 nucleotides long. It is a transcript of the gene Slh, whose product is annotated as protein sly1 homolog. The record is from RefSeq and is a predicted model, not a curated record. Gene Ontology annotation, molecular function: syntaxin binding. Gene Ontology annotation, biological process: endoplasmic reticulum to Golgi vesicle-mediated transport; intracellular protein transport. The transcript is spliced from 11 exons. Gene Ontology annotation, cellular component: cytosol; Golgi membrane. NCBI's taxonomy places the organism in Eukaryota, Metazoa, Arthropoda, Insecta, Lepidoptera, Pieridae. The coding region runs from base 133 to 2019 and encodes 628 amino acids.